UCCCAUCUCUCCCUCUGCCCGAAAACCCUCGCGGCAUCGCCUCCGUCGUCACCGUUCUCCCGGUUUUGCUCAAAACCAUCUUCUUCUUUUUCGUGACGGAACCCUUGCGAUACAGUCGCAAUUAUAGCUCACUGGGAAGGAGACGGCGGGAUCGCGGCGUACAGAGACCCGAAACUCCCAUCAUUCUUCUCCUUCCGCACUGCGCCUACCCGAAACCAUGGGGGGAGAUGAAGGAAGGAUUUAGGUCAAAUCCAGGUUAAGUUCUGCUUUAAAUCCGUUACGAGACAACCCCUUGAAGUUCUUCAAACUUUCGGAUUUACUGAACAAGACACACCUUUUUCUCUUACACCUCGAAUGCAUGAAGAAGCCGCACAAUGCAAAGUUGGCGACGGCGCCUUCGGCGAAGAAGGGGAAGGAAGGAGACGAAUCUUUCGAGUUCUGCGAGGUUUGCAACCUGAACCACGACAAGGGACGCCGCCAUCGGUACUUCCCUGCGCACGGUCGCGCUCUCGCCGACGCCCUAUCCCGUUUUCAGAAUAAGCUUGAUGAACUACAAUUUUUCGUCCGAAACCCCAGCUUUCUACGACCCGAGCACGCCGCCUUAAAUCGCAUCUGGUGCCUCUUUUGCGCGGUCGAUAUCAGCGAGAUUGGCGGCCAAUUCGUCUGCGGCAAUGCUAUCCGUCAUUUGGCGAGCGAGGAACACCUUGGGAAUCUAAAGAGGUUUCUUUGGAAGCAUGGAAAAGGGAUUGAGCGGAUCGAUUUAUUUAGACUUUCUAAGGCAGAUCUUCUGAAGUGGGAGAAGGGAUGCGAGGCAUUGACGAAUAUUGCUUGCAGUUCAAGCGAAGGACCAAUAGGACCAGUUCUGGAGCUGUCUAAAGAUAUCCAAUUCCAGCAUGAGCAUAACUCUAAUAAAAUGGAUACUUUUGAUAAUCAUUCUAUUAGUUCUUUUAGUUCAAAUGUUUCUCAUCCUGUUUUGCCUUUACAAAGAUUUACAAAUGAGAAUUAUUGGGUAUGCCAACCAGAUGGUAAUGGCUCUGCAACUGCUGCCCAUGCUGCUCAUGCUGCCCGAGGUUCCAUUCCUUUGUCAUGGGGCAUGCAGGGAAAUGUGUCUUAUGAUCACAUGAAUGGCUUGGAAAGUGUAGCUAGACAUUUAACAGGUGCCCCACCUAACCAUGUGGAUAUCGAAGGAAAAAGAGGACAACUGGAGACUGGAGUGCAUGAUUAUGGAACUGAUUAUAUGGAGAGCAAUGGAGCCUUGCAGAUUCUCACUCAGAUUGGUUUUCAUUCUGAAGGAUCUCAAGCAAAUGUGUAUACUGGUGGUUUGCCUCCCUGGUUAGAAAUGUGCGAUGAAAGUGAGAAAAAUCUUGUUAAUUUUGGAGCAAAUAUGAAUAACCGUGCUCCUUUAGCUCAAAAAGGGAAGUCAAAAAAGUUAAAUCCUAAACGUGUUGGCGCUGCAUGGGCUGAGAAGAGAAGGAUUGAACUUGAGAUGGAGAAAAAAGGGGAGAUUGUCAUGGACAGUGUUGAUGACAAUUGGCUUCCCAAUUUUGGUAGAGUUUGGCAGGCAGGCACUCGCAAGGAAUCUAGAAAAGAAUUUGAGAGGGAAAAUCGUAAAUUGUUCAAAGAUCUCUUGCAUUCAGAAGCAUCAUUCAAGCUACAACCAUAUAUAAGUAAACGCAUGCGAAUGGACUCUUCCAGCAAGAUUGAAAUAGUUGAUCCAUUUAUAGAGCAGAAGUGAAGAUUUUGAGUCUGACAAACAAGAUAUGUAUAUAAAUCACAUCUAUCUUUACUUUGGAGAAAGUUCGCCAGUGACUUAAGGGUGAUUUGUUUUUUGCCACAUGAGGUACACUGCUGUUCCUGAGUGCUCUAAUGCUUUUGGUUAAUUAUCAUGUCUUCCUUCAAGUAGUGCAAGAUAAUUUUUGAUGAAAUUACAUGUUUGAAAUCUUUCCCA
Phalaenopsis equestris is the source of this 1948-nucleotide messenger RNA. RefSeq names its product TITAN-like protein. The transcript is spliced from 8 exons. NCBI's taxonomy places the organism in Eukaryota, Viridiplantae, Streptophyta, Magnoliopsida, Asparagales, Orchidaceae. The coding region runs from base 359 to 1735 and encodes 458 amino acids. The record is from RefSeq and is a predicted model, not a curated record.